Rhopilema esculentum is the source of this 869-nucleotide messenger RNA. RefSeq names its product zinc finger C4H2 domain-containing protein. Gene Ontology annotation, cellular component: nucleus. Gene Ontology annotation, biological process: positive regulation of neuron differentiation. The record is from RefSeq and is a predicted model, not a curated record. NCBI's taxonomy places the organism in Eukaryota, Metazoa, Cnidaria, Scyphozoa, Rhizostomeae, Rhizostomatidae.
AAACGAGGUUUCCCCAAGAGUAUUUAAAUUUUUCGCUCUGUACACAUGUAGUAAAGUUGGUAAGCAAGACCUGGAAGCUGAAAGAAGAAAAUGAAUUCACGAGAAGAAGAAGAGGGAUUGUUAAUGGCAAAGCUUGAUGUUGUAAAGGAUAUAAGAUCGAAAACAAUAAAGCUUGAAAAGCUCAAGGCAAAAAUAAUGCAGCAGCUGCAGUCAUUCAAAGUUGAGGACGAACACCUUCGGGAUUAUAAAGCAGAAAUUGAGCAUCUGAGAAGAGAAAAGAUGAUGCACGUGGAAUCACUAAGACUUAUCGAAAGAAAUCUAGCUGUGAUGGAAAAAACUGUACUGCAAGCAAAUCAAGAAAGAGGUAGGCUCCAGGAAAGAACAUAUCUCUUGUUUGAGGAGUACAAUCCAUUGAAAAAUGACAUUGAUGCACACAGAAUGCAAAUUGGAUUGACAAAAUUGAAAGAUAUUCCGGAAAAAGACCUUAUUCAGGCUGACAGCUCUUGCAAAUCUAAUUUUUGCCAGCCCUCACAAUCGGUUGGUGAAGCAUCAUCUCAUGAAGGUUACAGCUCAGAUAUAUGCUCAUACUAUCAUCCAAAUUUACCUCCAACAUUCAUACCUCCAAAUCAACUGACGAAAUUGCACAUAACUCGAGCACCAAGACGACAGCAACGGCCCCCAAUGAAAUCAUGCACGUCUUGUCAAGAACUGAUACAUAGAAAUGCUCCUGUCUGUCCAAUGUGUAAAGCAAAAAGCAAAUCAAGGAAUCCAAAGAAUCAAAAACGGAAACUUGAUGAAUGAAUUAAUCUCGCUGAUGUAUAAUUUGUUGUAUAUAGUUCGCUGUAUAUAGUUAUCAUAUUAAAGACAUA